This is a messenger RNA of Cercospora beticola, 1410 nucleotides long. Lineage: Eukaryota; Fungi; Ascomycota; Dothideomycetes; Mycosphaerellales; Mycosphaerellaceae. The record is from RefSeq and is a predicted model, not a curated record.
GACGCCAUCGCGUCUGGAAAGUGGGCAGGUCGCGCAGUCCCGCAAUCUGAGGAUACGAAACGGAGCGCUGCUCAAGGACAAACUGUCUUCUUCUCAUCAACCACCUGCCACGCGUCAUCGUGGACACAACACCGCAGAAUAUGCUCCAACUCCAGCUAUCAGAUGAGAGCCUGUCGGCAGAUGUCCUCUUCAAGAGGGUUCCGUCCGGCUACGCGUCGAGCGCGUCGAUCUUGCCUCCGACUCCACUACUUUCGUCUUCAUCAAGUCGGACCAAAUCAGCAGCUCCUAAACCACGAUGGGAUCUACUCUAUCCUGAUGAGCCUAUUUCCAUCAAGAUCGUACCUCAACGCUACCUCGCCCCCACCGAGACGUCCUGGAAUCACCGGAUAGGCUGGAUAUCAGUAAUAAACACGGCAGGCCAAAUCAUAUACGACCCAUUCGUGACAUAUCCCAAAGAGGACGGCUUAAAAAAGUACUUCUACAACAAACGCUACGAUGUCGUCAAAGAAGACCUACUAUUCAGCAACGGCGCACGUGACGGCAAAGAAGUCGAAAGGAAUUUGACGAAGCUUCUCGAUGGCCGAACAGUCGUUGUACACGGUGGCCAAAGCUAUUCAGAUUCUUUCUACUUCUACGAUGAAGCACUCGGAGACAGCCUCGUCUGGGAUACCCAAAAACUGUACUCUGACAUGCAAAACGAUGGGCAGCCUACUUUGUCAACAGUCUCACGCCUCGUACUUGGACGCAGCAUCCGCGGAGAAUGUGACGAUACACGAAGACCAGACCAGGACGCCACAACAGCAAUGGAGCUCUACCUCCUUCGAUUCCCUUACGACCGCGAAGCAAAGCGGAAAGGAUUCGAAGAAAGUGGAAUGAAUGCUCUCAUCAGUAAAAUAGCCUCCACGAAAAAACACAAACUGAAAAAAGCCAAGUCCUCUGCUCAUCUUCCUCUAAUACGACCCGACAGCGUCCCGGCAGUUCCCAAAAGACCAGAGACAAGCCAUGGCUCCUGUCGACCUUCAAGUGACCCGCCAGAAAAAGGAAUGAACGCCGCAGCACAGUUUGCUCUUCGACUGCAGCGGCGGCAUUUCGCUGAUUUGGGCGCACACGGGCAGGGACGGCGAGGUUCACAGCAGGACUCCUCAAUUCAUGGCACUGGAAGACUAUCAAUAAUGACAUGAGAGAUCGACAGAAGGAGGAAUUCGGGAAGAAAAGGUUACGCAGAGCUUACCCACUGCUUUGCUUUGCUCUACUUUGUUUUGAGAAACGAGAAUUCUAUUUGUGCCGAAGGCAGAGCGUGGCGCAGGAAACGAAGCUAAAUUGUGGCUGGACCACAAAUAUCACAAUUCUGUCGUGUCCGCAAGUAGCGGCCUAUUGUACGAUACGGACCAGAAGGAUCAUCAUGUGCCA